UUAUUUCAGUCAGACUUCUGUGUGUAAUUUGCGAUUACAACGAUAAAAAUUGAAUAGUUGUCGCCCUAUACCUUCAAAAACAGUCCCAAGGACAACUUGUUAUGAUCAAACCUCACAUUGGAAACGUUAUUUAUGAGUAACAUUUUUCAUAAUUUUAAACACAGAAUGGCACAAUACUGAGACCACGGAACUAUUGUAUAUUGUUUAGCUCUGUAUCAAAAUACACGAUUGAAAGUGAUCGAUUCGGAAGAACGGAUUACGUGAAAUGAUAUAUGUCACUUAUCACAUGUGUGUCAAAAAUCUGCAAGAAGUAACGAAAUCUGAAACUGAUCAAAGUGAUCAGGAAAUCAAUUAGCACACAUUUUGACAAAUUAGGUGAAACUGAAGAAGUGAUUAUCAGUGCAUGAGCAGACGACCCUCUUGAAAACAAACAGCCGAAAUGACCCCUGAAAUGGUUGAGGUAGUUGAUAUAUGGAUUGGAUAAGACUGAACUCACAAAGAUCGACUUGUGAAUAACUAGGACCGGUAUUCAAUCUAUGAAAAGACUUCAUCUGAGAGCUCGGUCUUGGUGACAUAUUGCAACAGUAGACGUGCGUUUGUGUGGUAGUGCAACUUCCGGCUCCAAAAUAAAUUUUCCAGGAAAGUUCUGCUACGGGCGUGCUUUGGCCAGCAUGUUGGACGACGAUGAGGCCAGCGGUAGUGGGGCUGAGAUGGGAAGUUCCCCCUCUCAGUCCAUCAUCAGUGGCGGGUCGGAACUGUUCAAGUCUGUUUUGGAUGAUUUCGUCUUUGAUGAGGCCCGUGUAAGUAAAAUAGAAUUCAACCGCUACAAAAACAAACUUAAACAAGAUAAGCAUGACGAAGAGCACGUGAAAUCUCGUCGUUGUGACAGUUGUCAGUGCGUGUUGGCGUUCUGCAAGUGCGCCCUCUAUCACGGUAAUGAGCGGAAGUUCGGGCACAGGGUCCAUUGGGCGGAUGAAGUAUGGGAGAAGCCGCUGUAUACAGCAUUUACAGAUUACCUGAACCAUGACAGCGAAACUGAUAGUGAACAUGAACAUGAUGACGGACGUAAAAGACGCACCAGUAAAGGAAACAAUGAGAAUAAAACAGCCAACAAUGACAAAAUUGUGCAGUGCAAAACUGAUUUUCACAGCAUGCCCAAACCAAUUCUGAAGCAUAAACCUACAUGUAUAGUUAUAGUUUCUGACUGAUAAGGAAGUGAAUAUUUCGGUAAACUACUAAUACUUGCAGUCUGGGAAAUGCCAAACGAAACUCUGAUUGACAGAAGUAUUGAACAAGUAUGGCCCAUGUCCAGGGUUAUUGUUAGACAUAGAGUGAUAGUGUGUCAAUUACAAUUGAGUUGUGUUUUUCAUGUAAUUGAUUGAGUGACCGAGAUGUUUGCCUGUAUGACGGGUGAUCAUGUACCUUUUCACUUUUAACGAAAUUGAAUUCAAAACAUUUCAAUAAUUUACAAAACGCUUUGGUUCUUAGUACAAAGACAUAAUGAAUUAUAGAAAGAAUACGUUUAUUCGUACAAUUGAUUGAAUGUGCAUUUUAAAGAAAUUCUGAUUCAUUUUAGAAUCGAUCGACUAGGCUAAGCUUGGUAUACGUACUGUUCAUUAAACCUUCAUAUCAUAAGUGUCAAUGCCAUACUAUCAUACGACAAUGCAUUUAAAGUGUUCAUAUUUAAGACAUUCACAUUGUGUUGAUUUUGUAUUGUAUAAUAUUCCAUUAAACUAUGGAGGCAAUGGGUUUUCUUU
Molecule: messenger RNA, 1757 nt
Organism: Mya arenaria
Lineage: Eukaryota; Metazoa; Mollusca; Bivalvia; Myida; Myidae
Exons: 2
Coding region: 672-1208 (178 amino acids)
Source: RefSeq, a predicted model, not a curated record